CGGCUGCUUUUGCACCGGGUGUCUCGCGCCGUUUGUGUGCUCACGAGAAGAUGGUGUUGUCAACAUCACAACAAGUCGCCCUGGCUUUCACGGCCGUGCUUUUCACGUUUGUCGUCCUGCCCAGGAUGUUUGGCGUCGGCGGCGGGACCGGGUCGAAGGAAACGCGGUUUGACCCUCGGUACAGCCGAAAAGCAGGUCCAGGCCCGGGUGCAGUGAGAGGUCAGCCCAUCAACGUGAAUGGCCCCGGCUCAUCUCAGAGCCCUGAGAACAUGCAGCAGAUGAAAAAGCUGAUGGAGCAAGAGCUGAAGAGCGACAAGUACAAAUCCACCAAUAACAAGGGCUACGUGUUCACACUGAUGCCUCUGUACGCCAUCGGAGUCGGAGUGUUUGCAGCCUACAAGUUUCUAAAGAUUAAAUCUGCAGAUGACCAGGCCCAAAAAGACAAAUUUGCAAAAGGAGCCAAAAAGUCAGUGGAGGCAGAGAACCAGUUGAACGAGCUGGAACAAAGGCUUGCGCAGACAGAGAGGAUGCUCAAUUCCAUCCUGACACAGCUCGACCCACUCACUAAUUGUGUGAAGUCAGUGGCACAGGAGCAGAAGAACGAGAUCAUGUCUCAGCUUCAGACCAUACGGUACCUGAUGAAGAAGAGAGGAAUGGACUGUCCACCCCUGAACAUCAACGAGUCAUCCUGCGAGCGUAACCUGGACGAGCUCAUAGAGUCACUGGGAGCCAGUGACUCCACCUUGGCAGUGGGAGCUUCUCUUGAGGACAAGCGGAGCUCUCCAGGAGCAGCGGAGGCUUCCGAAAAAGUUUAUCAGAAGAGUUCGGAAGCUAAAGAUGAAGCUGCCACAGAAGGCGAAGAGAUGAAGGAGCUCGUACCAGAGGAAUCGGAUGCAGAAGCAGAGGAGGAAGGGAAUGCAGGCAAAGAGGAGGGAGACGAUAAAGAGGAGGAAGAAGAAGGAUCGGAGGAGCUCAUGCCUUCACUAGAGGACUCGUAUGAGACAAACAUUGAGGAGGUGGGAGCGGAGCAGCCUGUGUCCGGCCUCAGGAGACGCAACAGGCCAGACUGAACUCCCAAGCAAGACUUGUGCACUUUACAGAAACGUGACAGAUUAUUAUGAAUAUUUAUUACCUGAGAGGCUUUCAUUCCAAAAGGCCCGCUACAUAUUUAUCAAAAUCACAUAUUGCAUUCAUCAGAAACUAUCACGUCAGGAGGAAAGCUCUGACACAGUGAACACGCGGCUCUAUUUUCCUGUUUCACUCAAAAGAAUCGGCACAGACGUGUGCACAAGGUCACUGAGGUCAGUGAGGGUGGGUCCAAGUUUAUCUGUAAAGUGGAUUUGGUGAUUUUACGGUGAGCCACAUUACUUGUCUCAUAUCUUUUAACCCUUUAUAACCUGGAUAGAUAUUGGUUUUUUUUCCUGUGCCGCACUCAGAGGACUUUCACAAGCAGGUAAACCUUUUGAAACUUGAGAAAAUAGGUUUAUUUUGUUAAAAACAUGAGGGAAAAAAAACAACAAGAAAACAUAAUGAGCAACUUGGCAAGAAAUGUCCCGUCAAUUGCAAAAAUUUUGAAAAAUUUGACAAGGAGAUGAUGAUUUGCUGGGGAGAUUAUCAGAUAUUAUCAACAACAACAAACAUAGGGGGAAAUUUAUAAUUCUGAGUUUAAAAUCAUGUUAACAUAUGUAUAUGCGGCACUGUCUUAAGAUCAUGUUCUUGUUUGUUUUGUCUUUUUUUCUUUUUUUGUGCUUAUUUUCAGGUAAUAUUUUUCUAACUUUUUACAAAUUCUGUGCCAUUUUUUGGCCAUUUCUUUGUUGCUUGUUGUCUUCCCAUGUUUUUGAUGCAUUGGUGCGUGAAAAAGAAGAUUCACCAAGCCGCAAAUAUGGGCCCAUUAGUGAUGGGUUGUUAACCCUUUGAAACCUGAGCAGAUUUGUUUAAUUUCUCGCAAAAAAAUGAGGAAAACGGCAAUUCACUACCUUUGCAAGAAUUCUGAGUGUCAAUUGUGAGAAAAUAGUACAAAACAAAAUUACCUGGAAAUUAGUUUUAAAAAAGGAAGGGGGAUAAUCAGACAAUUAUC
Plectropomus leopardus (leopard coralgrouper) is the source of this 2077-nucleotide messenger RNA. RefSeq lists its product as uncharacterized. Gene Ontology annotation, cellular component: neuronal cell body; neuron projection; intracellular membrane-bounded organelle. Gene Ontology annotation, biological process: protein localization to cell surface; synaptic transmission, cholinergic. The record is from RefSeq and is a predicted model, not a curated record. Lineage: Eukaryota; Metazoa; Chordata; Actinopteri; Perciformes; Serranidae.